Scomber japonicus (chub mackerel) is the source of this 1487-nucleotide messenger RNA. RefSeq names its product solute carrier family 25 member 45. NCBI's taxonomy places the organism in Eukaryota, Metazoa, Chordata, Actinopteri, Scombriformes, Scombridae. The record is from RefSeq and is a predicted model, not a curated record. Gene Ontology annotation, cellular component: mitochondrion. Gene Ontology annotation, biological process: transmembrane transport. Bases 148 to 1005 code for a protein of 285 amino acids. The transcript is spliced from 7 exons. Gene Ontology annotation, molecular function: transmembrane transporter activity.
GGGGUCAUCAGUCAUGGUGAUCGGCAGGAAAAACCGCAGGAAAACUAGUGAUCAGGACUCCUCUGAAGAUGUUUUAACCAUGAUGUCACUCUAACCUAAGGUCAAAAACAUAUUGCUCUUCUUUGCAGGUCUGAAAUCCUGCAAAUCAUGUUUAUUUUGGAAUUCCUUGCUGGGAGCAUCUCAGGUGCAGUUGGAUUGGCUGUUGGACAUCCACUAGACACCGUGAAGGUGCGUCUCCAGGCUCAGAGUGAAUAUAAAGGGAUAUUUCACUGUGUGGCUAAAACAUACUCUCAUGAAGGACUCCAUGGAUUCUUCAAGGGCAUGGCUUUUCCUGUGCUGACCACAGGCCUGGCCAGCUCCGUUGUGUUUGGCUCUUACAGUAAGGCUUUAGAUUACAUCACUCAAUCUCAGCGUGGUGACCGCAGCCAAGGUAAACCGGCCUCGGCUGCACAGGUCUUCACUGCCGGCUGCUUCUCAGGCCUGGUGCAGGUUUUUGUUUGUGCACCCAUUGACCUGGUGAAGGUGCGUCUGCAGGGUCAAACCACUGCUACCCGAUACCGUGGACCCUUUCACUGUGUGGCUGUCAUCCUAAAGGAGGAGGGACCCAAGGGCCUCUUCAAAGGAGGAUUGGCCCUGGCACUGAGGGACGUCCCCUGUUAUGGACUUUACUUUUUGCCUUAUGAGGUCACUCGUAAAGCUCUGACCAAGAGCGGUGAGCAGCCAGGUACAUAUGCAAUAUUGAUGGCAGGCGGUGUUGCGGGCGUGGUCACGUGGGCCUUCGCCACACCCAUGGACGUGGUGAAAGCCCGGCUUCAGAUGUCCGGGGCUGGUGGUCGGGAGUACAACGGGGUCCUCCACUGCAUGAGAGUGAGCAUCAGAGAGGAGGGAGUGAGGGUCUUUUUUAAAGGUCUCUUACUAAACAGUGUGAGAGCGUUUCCUGUCAACGCUGUCACCUUCCUCACCUACGAGAGUCUGAUGAAGAUUUUCUUUCCGCCGGCAAGAUGACCUCACUUUUUUUUUUACAGUUGAAUAGAUACACUCCUCCUCGCCUUACAAAAACAAACAUCUUCCUGAUAGUGUUUAGAUUUACCAUUUGACUGUAGGUCACACGUUCUCAGGUUUACCUAACAUUAUUAGAUGAUGACUAUUGAAAUACUGUUUUUAACUCUUAAAUCUGUGGAAUAGGUCAUCUCUCAUCCAGAUCAUGUCAAACACCUAAAUGCACUUCAACUAGGGACCAUGUUUAAAUUGUGACUUGAACAGUAUGCUGUGAUAGAGGAUGUUAUAAGCUGCUCAUGUGUGUUAGGACUCAUUCAUUUUACUUGACUAUGUGAAAUGUAAAUGUUUAACCACAACACUAUAUUCUUAAUGUUUUUCACUAUAGUUUCUUUUUUUUUCUUUAAAUUUUAAAUCAUGUUAUUCCCAUGAACUGGACACAAACAGUUAUGGAUUUCCUAAUAAACAAUACAAAUAAUGCAACUAAAUUC